Molecule: messenger RNA, 3011 nt
Organism: Lacerta agilis (Sand lizard)
Lineage: Eukaryota; Metazoa; Chordata; Lepidosauria; Squamata; Lacertidae
Gene: OPN4
Product: opsin 4
Exons: 12
Coding region: 509-2254 (581 amino acids)
Biological process (GO): visual perception; G protein-coupled receptor signaling pathway
Cellular component (GO): membrane
Molecular function (GO): G protein-coupled receptor activity
Source: RefSeq, a predicted model, not a curated record
CAAAAAGUGAGGCCAGCUUGGAAUGAGACCAACCUGUCCUCUCCUUUUAUUUCUCCCAUCAUAUUAAGCUGAUGAGUUAUUUUCACCAUGUCUCAAAUUUGCCCAAGGGACAAUAGGAAGAGACAUUAUACAGUACUGAAAUGCCCAUUGGUUUGAUGAAAUAGUUACGCUGCUGCCUUGAAUUUGCAUGGGACAAAUCAGGAUCUAACUGGGCAUGUGCACAAUCUGCAGGCUCUCAUAUUUAAAUAGAAAGCCGCUUCCAUCGCUGCUGCCUCUUGCUGAGCUUAGAGACUGAAAGAGUGACUCUGAGGCUUUACAGAGGGGGGGGGGAAAUCACCAUUGGAUUGUGUACAGCUUCAGAAGAGACUGGGAGAGAGAAAUCGGACAAGUCUUUUGGAGAAGUUGAAAAUGGGUGAAACUGUGCCGAUCAAUUAAAGGGUCCUACGCAGAGGGAUUUUUGUUUCAUUUUGGUGGCAUUUCCUGGGUAAAUGGUUUCGACCUUACCCAUAUGAAUACGCAGUCCAUGCAGAGAGACACCUCAUCUACGGACUCCUACCACAGUAGAGUCGUAGAUUUCCUGAAUGACUCGGAAGCCAAUGCCUUCAAGCUGGUGGACCUGGCUCCAUUAACCCCGACGGAGCUGACGAUGCUGAACCCCCCACACCCUUUCCCGACAGUGGACAUCCCAGCCCACACUCACUAUACCAUCGGGGCUGUCAUUCUUGUAGUGGGGAUCACAGGAACUCUUGGUAACCUCCUGGUCAUCUUUGCUUUCUGCAGGAGCAGAGGCCUUCGGACUCCCGCCAACAUGUUCAUUAUCAACCUGGCUGUUAGUGAUUUCCUAAUGGCCGUCACCCAGUGUCCAGUUUUCUUCACCAGCAGUCUCAACAGACGAUGGAUAUUUGGUGAAAAAGGUUGUGAGCUGUACGCUUUCUGCGGAGCGCUUUUCGGCAUCGCUUCCAUGAUCACUCUAACAGUGAUAGCCCUGGACAGGUACUUUGUGAUUACGCGACCCUUGGCUUCCAUUGGAGUAAUGUCUAAGAAGAAAGCUUUGCUAAUCCUGUUAGGAGUCUGGCUGUAUUCCUUAGCAUGGAGCCUUCCUCCCUUCUUUGGAUGGAGUGCUUAUGUUCCAGAAGGCCUCCUGACAUCCUGCUCCUGGGAUUAUAUUACUUUCACCCCAUCAGUCCGUGCCUACACAAUGCUCCUCUUUUGCUUUGUGUUCUUCAUUCCUCUAAUUGCCAUCAUAUACAGCUAUUUCUUCAUUUUCAGAGCCAUCCGGAAUACAAACAGGGCUGUUCAAAGGAUCAGUUCAGACGGUACAAAAGAAUCUCAAAGGCUGUCCCAGAGGAUGACGAAUGAAUGGAAAAUGGCCAAAGUAGCCCUGGUUGUCAUCUUGCUUUAUGUCCUCUCCUGGUCUCCAUAUUCCAUGGUAGCUUUGCUGGCUUUUGCAGGGUACUCCCAUGUGCUCACUCCCUUAAUGAACACAAUACCUGCAGUGAUUGCCAAAGCUUCAUCCAUCUACAACCCAAUCGUUUACGCCAUUGCCCACCCCAAAUACAGAACGGCGAUUGCGAAAUUUCUUCCCUGCCUUGGAUCUCUGCUAAGGGUUUCUCAUAAGGACUCCAGAUCUAACAGCUUCCCUUCCACCAGACGUUUCACUGUCACCAGCCAGUCCUCUGAUAUAAAUGGGCUGCCAAGAGGAAACAGACGGCUCUCCUCUGUCUCAGACAGUGAAUCUGAAUGGACUGACACAGAGGCGGAUAUCUCUAGUCUGAACUCCAGAGGUGCUAGCGGGCAAGUUUCGUACGAGAUGGGUGAAGACACCAUGGCAGAAAUGAACGAUGUCAAAGUCAAAUCUAAACUGAAAAGCCACGAUUCAGGGAUUUUUGAAAAGACUUCGGUGGAUGCAGAUGACAUUUCUAUGGCAGAGGACUUAGCCUUUGGGAACUACAUCUUUGGAGACAGCCUGACAGGUGACGAUCUGUACACUUUUGGCGUGAGAGCAGAAGAGUCUUGCUACCCGUCAUCUGCAGCCCAGAUACCCAGCAUCGUGGUAACCUACAGCAACGUCCAGCGAAUGGAGCUGCCUUUUCAAUCCAACUCGGACCCUUCAUGCUCCAGGAACAGUGGCUAUAGCUGGGAGAGGAACUCCAGCAGCCGGCUAGAGUGGCUGUGCCAGGAAAGUGCCUUAGGUCCUACGCCAGAGACACACAUGUGUCAGCUUAGUGUAGAAAACCUUCCAAAACAUCACUGAAGCAGGAAAGAGGGGGCAGAAGAAUGAAAAUUGCCGGCUUUCCUGUAAAGAUUCAAAAAACAGCUCCACGAUAGUUAAUUUGCUUUACAUGUUGAUUGCGUUCUCCACAAUGUUUGUGCUAAUAAGUCGAGCAUUUAAAACCAAUAGAGGUAGUAGCCCGUUUUAUCCUGAGAACAGGCUCACACAUGAAUCUUGUAUGGACAGUCUACACCCAGCCAUCCACAGAUCGCAACUGUCAGGGAGGCAAUCUCUGAUAAUGUCCAGCUGGGCCUGGAAAAGCAGCAGGCAGGGAAUCAGCUGACAUGCCCAGCCUUUUUUGACCAGUGGUGGGAAUGUUGAGAAAGUGUUGCAUGUGCCAGUCGCAAAAUGGCUGCCAUGGUGUGACGUAACACAAAAUGGCCGCCACACCUGAAAGAGGCAGGGCCAAAGAUGGCUUGGGCACCCUCCCUGUAUCAGCUCCCCUAUCAACGGGGAGCGGGGAGCACCUACAUCAGCCACAACUGCACUUGCUAACUCUUGGUUCGAAUGGAAGGGAGGUUUGGUUGUCCAGUCCUGCCAUCCAAUGAAAUAUGAGCAUGUGUGCAGCACGGAAGCCAAAGCAGUGCCAAUAUAAACUGAACAGAAACAGCAAACUGUCCCUCAUGCGUUGUUGAUUUUUUGAGGGGAUAUUUAGUGAGACCUUUCACAAGUAUUGUAGAAGAUCCUUGUGGGCACAUGCAUUGGUGGCCCCUAGCCUGGUGGCUCAAAGGAAUAUAUA